Molecule: messenger RNA, 2103 nt
Organism: Sardina pilchardus (European sardine)
Lineage: Eukaryota; Metazoa; Chordata; Actinopteri; Clupeiformes; Clupeidae
Product: receptor-type tyrosine-protein phosphatase V-like
Exons: 11
Coding region: 297-1433 (378 amino acids)
Biological process (GO): peptidyl-tyrosine dephosphorylation involved in inactivation of protein kinase activity
Cellular component (GO): signaling receptor complex
Molecular function (GO): protein tyrosine phosphatase activity
Source: RefSeq, a predicted model, not a curated record
AAGCCUAUGUUUUCGCUCUCUCCAUUCGUCUGUAUCCCACGCGUCUUGUCUCAUUCUCCCUGUUUAACGUCAGUCUCAUACUCCGAUUAUUCACUGUUCUCUCUCCACACACUUCUCUUCCUUAUUUUACAAACUAAGCAUUUGGAACACUUACUGAAGACACUCUGAAAGAAAGGCCAUCCAAUGGAAUCCUGAGAGCUAGACCAGCACCGUCUCUCUUGGGACCUUAUGCAGUCAAAGCUCCAGAGGUCCAGACAGUCCCAUACUCAGUGCUUCAUCUCAAUGAGUCUUUAAAUAUGAUGGUGAGGACAUUUCCCAGAGCACAGAUCAUAAAGGAUUUCCGAGAACGUUGCCAGUAUCUGGCAAAAAACGACAACGAGGGGUAUCAACAGGAGUUCGAGGCACUAAAUGAUGUUGGAAAGGAGUUUUCCACCAGGGCAGGAGAACUGGAUGUUAACAAGAACAAGAAUAGAUACCCUUAUAUUCUACCCUAUGACCACUGCAGAGUGAAGCUGUCAUUGCUAGAGUCGGAGCUGCACUCAGACUACAUCAAUGCCAGCUAUGUACCCGGAGGCAGUUCAGAGCGUGACUUCAUAUGCACUCAAGGACCUCUGAAGAGCACCAUAGCUGACUUCUGGAGAAUGGUUUGGGAACAGAACGUGCAUGUGAUCGUCAUGCUGACAUCUCUGAAAGAAAGUGGCAGAGUUCUAUGUGAUCAGUACUGGCCCCCUGAGAGAGGUACUGGUUGCUACGGUGAUAUUCAGGUGACAACAGUGUCUCGCAAGCGUGGGCCAGAAUCCUACAUCACCACCAUUCAUCUGCGUCAGAAUGGCUGGCCUGCUGAGCGUAGAAUCACACACUACCUGUAUCCCAGCUGGCCAGACCACUGUGUCCCACGAGAGGCGUCUUCCCUCUGUACCUUCACCGAGAAUGUGCGGCAGCACCUAGAAAACAUGCCUGGUGUAGGCCCAGCCGUAAUCCACUGCAGUGCAGGUGUGGGGCGCUCGGGGACCUUUGUCACACUUCUGUGGCUUCUUCAGCUGUGUACGCGAGGGGUUCAGCCUGAUGUGAAAGCCUCCGUGCAGGACAUGCGGCGACACAGAGUAUUAAUGGUGCAGACACUGGAGCAGUACAUAUGUGUGCACAAGUGUCUGAUGCGCUGGCUGUCUGCAGACAGUAAACCACUGGCGCACGGUGCAAAUAGAGCACGAUCCCAGAGUGCACCGGCGCAGGUCCGACAGGACCCCCGACAGAUCAGCCAAUCACGGCCCAGGAGUAUGGAGGCCAAACAGCCUCCCAUGCGGCUGCAGUCAAGCCCCGGUGUCCUGCAGUCCUUCAACAUGCAGCUGCAGAGCAUCAGACAGACAAAUCUGCUGCGGAGGCUAAUGCCCUCUACAGCCAGGACAGGCAAAGCCACGGACUCUGACCUGUAGUGGACUUGCCACACACACACACACACACACACACACACACACACACACACACACACACACACACACACACACACACACACACACACACACACACACACACACACACACACACACACACACACACACACACACACACACACACACACACACACACUUAUUUCCAGCUCUGGAUGGACACAGGUACACACAUACACACACACACACACACAUGCGUGCGCACACAAUCAGUCAGUAAAGGAUACACCAGUAUACACUUUAAAAGGAAAUAAACCACAAGUAAAUAUGCACAUCUAUUUGCGGUAACAACAAGAACAGCAGUUGACCGUCUGAACGAUCUUCAGCCAGGUAGAUAAUCCACCGGUUUAAGGCGUAGAAGCAAUGCAUGGGGGCUUUUACUUUCUGAAGCCGGGCUUCUCAUCUCUGUCAUCCAGUUCCUACAGUUUUCUAUGAAGAACUGAAAGGGGACACGAGUACACUGACGUGCUAUUGGCUUUAGGGACGUCAGAACUACCAACAACCAGAGACUCCAGCCAGACUGGUCCCUCUGGAACUCCGCACAAUAAUAAUAAUAAUAAUGAUAAUACAGUGUACUGAAUACAUUAGAUUUGUGGUUAUCUUGUCAUCAAACUUGAUCAUGUUUCAACUGUUCAUUACAGUCACAUUCAUUUUU